Trypanosoma rangeli is the source of this 417-nucleotide messenger RNA. Its product is annotated as glycine cleavage system H protein. The transcript has a single exon. Gene Ontology annotation, cellular component: cytoplasm; mitochondrion; glycine cleavage complex. Gene Ontology annotation, biological process: glycine decarboxylation via glycine cleavage system; protein lipoylation. The record is from RefSeq and is a predicted model, not a curated record. Lineage: Eukaryota; Euglenozoa; Kinetoplastea; Trypanosomatida; Trypanosomatidae. Bases 1 to 417 code for a protein of 138 amino acids.
AUGCGUCGCGUUUUUGAAUUUGGCUCUGCUUCAUUUUUGGCCUCCGUUCGUUUAUAUGGCACUCGCUACUUUACAGAUAGUCACGAAUGGGUGGAGCAUGAUAAUGGUGUUGCCACCAUUGGUAUCACAGCCCAUGCACAAGAAAGUCUUGGUGAUGUAGUAUAUGUUGCCCUUCCGAAUGUGGGGGACCAAGUGAAUGCCAAGGAAGCUUUUGGCGAGGUGGAGAGUGUCAAGGCCACCAGCUGCAUUCAUUCACCUCUCAGUGGUGUAGUUGACGCCGUUAAUGAUAAGGUUAAGGAUGAACCAGAUCUUAUCAAUCGUUCUGCUGAAGGUGAAGGUUGGCUUAUCAAGGUAAAAUGCAGCGAAAUCCCUCAGGGGUUGAUGACUGCUGAAGAAUACAAGAAGUUUAUUGACUAG